AUGGCAGGCGGUGAAUUUACUGACCCCCCAUUACACAAAGGCCUCCACCUUGUCUAUACUGUCGGAAAUAUUCAACACAAGGUCCGUGUUUUAGAUGGUACAAAGGUCACCUAUUCUGCUUGGGUUAAACUUUUCACCCUCCAUGCUCGUGGCUACAAAGUUUCUCAUCAUAUUGAUGGCACAAAACCUCCGGUGAAAACAGAUUCUGACGAUGAAUCUUGGCGCGAAAUUGACUCUCAUGUUCUUCAAUGGAUCUACAGAUCGCUUCCCCAUGACCUUUGCUUGCGGAUCUUAGAUCUCGAUACCACGGCUUAUGAAGCGUGGAUGAAACUCAAGAACCUUUUUCACAAUAACAAAGGCUCUCGUGCUGCUACUCUUGAACAUGAGAUUAACAAUCUAAAACUCGAAUCUAUGUCGUCUCUUGACGAUUAUUGCUAA
This is a messenger RNA of Beta vulgaris subsp. vulgaris (sugar beet), 438 nucleotides long. RefSeq lists its product as uncharacterized. Lineage: Eukaryota; Viridiplantae; Streptophyta; Magnoliopsida; Caryophyllales; Amaranthaceae. The coding region runs from base 1 to 438 and encodes 145 amino acids. The transcript has a single exon. The record is from RefSeq and is a predicted model, not a curated record.